UCUCCCCCACCCCCCGGGAGGGCGGGGUUUGGGCCGCUAGGGCUUUCGCGCCUCUCGCUCUACCUCACUGCGUUCGUUAGGCGCAGGCGCGGAGCUCUGGAAAUGCAGCGGGAAUUGGUGGGUUUUCCGCUGUCUCCCGCGGUGCGCGUGAAGCUGGUGGCUGCGGGAUUUCUGACCGCCGAGGACGUUCUGGAGGUGAAGCCCUCCGAGCUGAGCAAAGAAGUUGGGAUAUCUAAAGAGGAAGCCUUGGAAACUCUCCAAAUUCUAAGAAGAGAAUGUCUCACAAAUAAACCAAGAUGUGCUGGUCCAUCUUUGGCAAACAAGAAGUGCACAGCACUGGAACUUCUAGAGCAAGAGCAUACCCAGGGCUUCAUAAUCACCUUCUGCUCAGCCCUAGAUAACGUUCUUGGGGGCGGUAUACCCCUGAUGAAAACGACAGAGGUUUGCGGUGUACCCGGAGUUGGAAAGACACAGUUAUGUAUGCAAUUGGCGGUAGAUGUGCAGAUUCCAGAAUGUUUUGGAGGAGUGGCCGGUGAAGCAGUAUUUAUUGAUACAGAGGGAAGUUUUAUGGUUGAUAGAGUGGUUAACCUGGCAACUGCCUGCAUUCAGCACCUUCAUCUCAUAGCAGAAACACACAAGGAAGAAGAACAUCAGAAAGCCUUGAAGGAUUUUACUCUUGAAAACAUUCUUUCCCAUAUUUACUAUUUUCGUUGUCACGAUUACACGGAGCUGCUGGCACAAGUCUAUCUCCUUCCAGAUUUCCUUUCAGAUCAUUCAAAGGUGCAGUUAGUGAUAAUAGACGGAAUUGCCUUUCCCUUUCGUCAUGACCUUGAAGAUCUAUCCCUUCGUACCCGAUUACUAAAUGGUCUCGCCCAACAGAUGAUCAGCCUUGCAAAUAAUCACAGAUUAGCUGUUAUUUUAACUAAUCAGAUGACAACAAAGAUUGAUAAGAAUCAAGCUUUGCUUGUUCCUGCAUUAGGAGAAAGCUGGGGACAUGCUGCUACAAUAAGGUUAAUUUUUCACUGGGAACAAAAACAAAGAUUUGCAACAUUGUACAAGUCACCAAGCCAGAAGGAGUCUACCGUACCAUUUCAGAUCACACCUCAGGGAUUUAGAGAUGCUGUUGUCACUGCUGCCUCAUCCCAGACAGAAAGUUCUUUGAAUUUCCGGAAACGGUCACGAGAACCAGAGGAAGAAUGCUGACCAAAUACUAAUGUCAGUGCAUCCAGUUAACUGAUGAUGUGCUAUUUAGUGUGUAAUGUAUGUAUGUAUGUGCACUGUGUGUGUGCUGGUGCCUACAAAAACAAGCAGAGGAUGGUAGAUCUUGUGGAACUGGAGUUACAAGUAAAACUGAACCACCAUGAAGGUGCUGGGAACCAGAACCUAGUCCUGCAAGAACUAAAAGUAUUCCCAACUGCUGAGCCAUCUUUCCAGUUCCUCCACCCUAUCUCUAAGGCAGUGUUUCUUGUUUUGUCCCUUUACUCUCCAGGUCUGCACACUUUGGUGAUUUCUGUUUUUGCCUCCUGUCUCACUAGGAACACUGGGAUGCGGGUGUGUAGCACAGGUGUGGCUCUGGGAACUGAACUCAGGCUGUCAGGCUUGCACAGCAAGGGCUUUUACCCACUUUUAUCUUUCCAAGUUCUCCACCUUAAAUUUUCAGAAAAAAAAAAUCUCUUACUGAAUGGAGCUCACUGACUCAGAGGGCCACCUGUCUACCCCACCAGCACCAAGAUGCACAAAUAUGCUGUACUGCACCAGCUUUAUAUGCAGACCUCAUGCCUGCAUGUCAGGCGCUUUGCCCACGGAGCCAUUUCCCUAGCUCCUGAAAAGAUUUUCUGAAGCACUGUUCUAUAAUUAUAUUUUAAUGUGUUUUUAUUUUGAGUAAUGUGGAAAGCUAACCUUAUGUUACCUAUCUGGAUUUACCACCCGGAGUGGAAAAUUUCUUUGUCAAUUGCCUAAAAAAUAAUGGAAAUAAAACACUAUAAUACA
This is a messenger RNA of Mastomys coucha (southern multimammate mouse), 1989 nucleotides long. RefSeq names its product RAD51 paralog C (gene Rad51c). Gene Ontology annotation, molecular function: four-way junction DNA binding; crossover junction DNA endonuclease activity; ATP binding. The record is from RefSeq and is a predicted model, not a curated record. The transcript has 9 exons. Bases 103 to 1203 code for a protein of 366 amino acids. Gene Ontology annotation, cellular component: replication fork; Rad51B-Rad51C-Rad51D-XRCC2 complex; Rad51C-XRCC3 complex. Gene Ontology annotation, biological process: DNA repair; meiotic DNA recombinase assembly; reciprocal meiotic recombination. Lineage: Eukaryota; Metazoa; Chordata; Mammalia; Rodentia; Muridae.